GCCAUCCUUCCAUCCCAAAGUCUCACCUGCGGAAGAUGGAUCCCCAGAUGACCUGCUUCAGGUGGGUGGCUCUUCUCCUCAUCCUGACCCGUGGCCACCACCAAGGAGAAGCCAAGCCGGCCCCAAAGGCACAGGGCCCGGAGGGGUCCCCAGAGGUGGAAGAAGGGGACGAUGGGCUUGCGUGGCCGCACUCGGAGACCGCCGCCCGGGCGCUCCUGGCUGCCCUCCUGGGCUCCCCGCAGCGCCUCCCGCUCCGGAGCAAGAAGGGCCUCUCCCGGGGGUGCUUCGGGGUCAAGCUGGACCGCAUCGGGGCCCUGAGCGGCCUGGGCUGCUGAACCUCACCUGGGGAAGAGUAAGUAACACCUUCGAGACGCCCACUGAGACCACCAACACCUCCAUUCGUCCAUUCAUUCGUUCUGGAUCUGCAAGAACUAACUACAUAACAGCAUAAAUAAAUGAGAGUUUAAGCUGAAGUUACUUCUUUAGACUUUGGAGAAGUUACUCUGAGUGUAUCGACUCACCUGGACUCAUAAAGCAAUUCAGUUUCCCACUGGAGGUGGCUUUACCUUCCAGAUGCAUGUUUGUUCUCCCUGUUGUGAAAAGUAACUCAUUACAAAGGAGUUUGGUAACUUGUAAUUCAUUAUUGUUCCGGGGUAAAGUGAUGUGUCAAAUAAAUCUGUUUUCAUAAUUGUG
Messenger RNA from Anolis carolinensis (green anole), 693 nucleotides. RefSeq names its product C-type natriuretic peptide 1-like. Gene Ontology annotation, biological process: cGMP biosynthetic process; receptor guanylyl cyclase signaling pathway. Gene Ontology annotation, molecular function: hormone activity. Gene Ontology annotation, cellular component: extracellular region. Lineage: Eukaryota; Metazoa; Chordata; Lepidosauria; Squamata; Anolidae. The record is from RefSeq and is a predicted model, not a curated record. The coding region runs from base 36 to 335 and encodes 99 amino acids. The transcript is spliced from 3 exons.